AUGGUUUUGGCGCAGUGCUUCGCCGGCUGUCAUCCCAGUCCAUGGCGCCGCUCGGACCCCAUCUUCGAGCAGGAUUCCUCGCGGCAACACAACUCGGCGCUCUCGAUGUGCGCGCUAGGCAGUCUCAACGCCGAUUACUGCCGAGCGCGCACGACUCGUCGGCGUACCGGCGUGCCGCUGGCAUACUACGCGACGGUGGAGGCGCGUGGGCUCGCUCAAAAGGCAUGCAUCUGUCGGAGAUCGAGUUACAACCCGCAGCUGUGCUGUGUGCGCGCGCACUCGAAACGUGGUUCGGCGAUCUCUCGGCGACCACUCAUCGACUCGCGCUCGGACGCGAGGCGAGGAUCGCCGUCGCGCACCAACACGCUUCGUCCGGGAGGCGCGCGGCGCGACCCGCGUUGCGAGAGCGUCGGCGGAGCCCGCGUGCCGGCCCUCUCUGGGACCGCCGCCGGGGCCGAGAGGGCGCAGAUUCGGCCCCCCAGGGUCAAAGAGGGCGGUUCUGACACCGCCAAGCGGUGCUUUCGUGGACCCCACGAGCUCGCGUUCAUCCGUGCAAAAAUAUUUAUUUACCCGCAGUUCGCCUCAAGUGGUGCGGUUCCGCGGAGCUUCGACUCGUGA
Emiliania huxleyi CCMP1516 is the source of this 618-nucleotide messenger RNA. RefSeq lists its product as hypothetical. The record is from RefSeq and is a predicted model, not a curated record. The transcript is spliced from 4 exons. NCBI's taxonomy places the organism in Eukaryota, Haptophyta, Isochrysidales, Noelaerhabdaceae. The coding region runs from base 1 to 618 and encodes 205 amino acids.